GAUCUCCAAACCACGCCCGAGCGGUUCCUAUUAUUCUCCCAGAAACGAAAAAAAAUUUACGGGAACUCGAAGGAAAAUGCCCGAAGAAGGUACGUCGAAGAACAAGAGGAAGAACAAGGGCGCCACAAAGAGUCAGGAAGGAUGUGGCAGGGGAAUUGUAGAGCAGCAGGAUGUGUCCGGGAACUUACGAGCGGAGGAAUCUCUUGUCACAGUAAAUCCCAAUGGCAUACCCGAUUCCCGCCGGGAGACAAAUACGGAGAAGCAGGAAACCAAAAUAGGAGGAGAUCACAGCGCUUUCGAUGAUGGUGCGCAAAAGGAUUCCGAAGAUGAGCGACAAACAGCCACCCAAAAUGGGGAAGAGGACAUACCAAAAUCACCUUCUGAUACACUCCAAUCGAAGGAACGGUUCGACGCUCUAGUACGCGAUCGGGACUCGCUACGCGCUGAAGUGACGGAUAUGCGGAGAUCUUUGGAAGAAAUACAGUCUAAGCAUCGGACAGACAUGGAGGUUCUACAACAGAAACUAAACGACGCCGAGAGUAAAAAGGACCACGCCGAGUCACAGUUCCAGAAACUGUUGGAGCGUGUCAAUACAAUUAAAUCGCAGCUUGGUGAACGGCUCAAGGAAGACGCUGAGGAACUCGCCCAGGCUAGAUUAAAGAUUAGGGAGCUAGAAGAACAGAACUCGACAUUGAAAGAGGGGUUCCAGGCUAAGGCCACUGAGUUGGCGGAGCUGUCUAAAGAGAAUGAGCAGAAGUCGAAGGAAAUCUCAACCCUACGAGAUCGGACAAAUUUGUCACAGCAGAACUGGCUGAAGGAAAAGGAAGAGCUUCUCGAGCAAGAAUCAUAUCUUCAAUCUGAAUUUGAACAAGCUAAGGAAGCCAUGCACAACUGGGAAGUCCUUGCUAUGGAAGAGCGGUCUAUCAGGGAAAAUCUCGGCGAGAAACUCGUAGACCUCGAAGAACAGCUCGCCAGCCUCAAAGAUGCCUACGAAAGAGCUUCUGAUGAGCGAGACUCACAAUUAGCCACGGUGGACGGGUUACAAAGAGCUUUGCAGGAAAUCCAGACAGCCCGAAAACAAGAACUCCGUGAGCUCGUAGAGAGCUCCGAUGCUCAACUUGAAGAGCUAAAACAGGCACUUCACUGCGCAGAGAAAAAGGCAUUGGACACCGACAAAGCCUUUCAAGAUGCUCAGAAAGAAUUGGAGCGUGUAAGACCAUUUGAGAAAGAAGUUAAGGAAAAGAACCUUCUCAUUGGGAAACUCAGGCAUGAGGCAGUAACUCUGAACGAUCACUUGACUAAGGCGUUGAGAUUUCUCAAGAAAGGGAAGCCGGAGGAUAAUGUCGACAGGCACAUUGUGACGAAUCACUUCCUACAUUUUCUUACUCUGGAUCGGUCAGACCCUAAGAAAUUCCAAAUCUUGCAACUCAUCGCGGCUCUCCUAGGGUGGACAGAUGAACAGCGCGAGCAAGCCGGUUUGGCGCGUCCAGGAACUUCAAGUACCUCUAACAGGCUUAGAGUGCCAAACACACCUGUCCAUCGUACCCCCGGUACGCCCACGCUGGCUACGGAAUUUUUGGAUAAUGGUAACACAAGCAAGGAGUCAUUGGCAGAACUUUGGUCCAACUUUCUCGAGCAGGAGUCCCAAGCUGCGCUGGAAAACACACAGUCAAAGCCUUGACCAUUGUGGUAUAUAGAAAACAACUGACAAUACGUUCCGUUGCCGCACAUAGGCUGUGUUGAAGUCAUACUGGUAUAGUUCUUUGUGAGCUAUAUGAUAAGCAGGUUCUUAUCAGAACUUAUAUCCGUUACAAAUCGAAAAUUUUAGAACCAACUUU
Messenger RNA from Aspergillus alliaceus, 1838 nucleotides. RefSeq names its product putative Golgi matrix protein. Gene Ontology annotation, molecular function: small GTPase binding. Lineage: Eukaryota; Fungi; Ascomycota; Eurotiomycetes; Eurotiales; Aspergillaceae. Gene Ontology annotation, cellular component: Golgi apparatus. Gene Ontology annotation, biological process: endoplasmic reticulum to Golgi vesicle-mediated transport; Golgi organization. Bases 77 to 1681 code for a protein of 534 amino acids. The transcript has 7 exons. The record is from RefSeq and is a predicted model, not a curated record.